AUGAUUCGGCUGUUGCGAAGAGCUCGGCUUCUAGGAUUGGAAACAAACUGUGCGAGUCACCACACAGAACCUCAUCGGUGUUUAACGAGCUCCACAGUAACAGCGCCGUUGAUCAGGCACAAGUCUCCGAUGAUGGGCGCUUUUCAGGCUUCAUUUUCUAUGCCUCCGCAAGACCUAGUCUCAAGCUCAUUACAGCAAAAUCGUGAGUUGAACAACUGCUGGACUUUGAACGAGGAAGACUUUAUAUUGAUAAGACGACGCAUGAUGACCGAAUUGAACACGCGAUCGGGAUGA
Molecule: messenger RNA, 294 nt
Organism: Periconia digitata
Lineage: Eukaryota; Fungi; Ascomycota; Dothideomycetes; Pleosporales; Periconiaceae
Source: the annotation of a GenBank genome assembly